Molecule: messenger RNA, 2082 nt
Organism: Owenia fusiformis
Lineage: Eukaryota; Metazoa; Annelida; Polychaeta; Sabellida; Oweniidae
Source: the annotation of a GenBank genome assembly
AUGUUGACACUUGACUUCACAGGAAAACGCACAACAGAUAAACGUGGUUCACAAAUGCAAAGGUAUUUAUAUGAGUGGACAAUCACUUCGACGAGGCAACAUCAUCAGAUCGCUUUCGAAAUGUUGUUUUACGUUAUCCUGCUCGUCGUAGCCUUGAUGUUACCAUCAAGUGAGGGAGUAAAUAUCAAACAACUCAGAGAAGCCGAUGAGGAUAUUGUAAUAUAUUUUCCAUCUGAUACGCUAGAAAAGAUGCAAAGUCAUGAUAAAAAAGAUUCUCUAAAAGGUACACGAGUGCCUACGGGCGGAGGGAGAAGCGGCCACAAUAUCCGAAUACCAGAAGGUUAUUUUGAGCAACAGUGCAUUGAUGAGAGCGAACCAUCUCAGGCCUGCGCAGAUAUAUGUUUCAUUGUUCAGACAUCGUGUAUGGAAAAUGCAGAAGAUGUCAUGGAUAGCAUUAAGAGAGAUAUCAAUACGAUUAUGGGUAAAUUGAGUGACCAAUCAAGAUUCACAAUUGUUACAUAUAGCUCAAAUGCAAACUCUGAAGAAGGAUGGUUGAGGAAAGGUGGAGAAAUCCAAUCGAGAAAAAUCUUCAAGUCUGGAAAAAAAUGUAAUGAUUGCCAGGCACAAACUCACAAAGCCUUAGAAAUAUGUCGAAAAAAGAUUAAGGACCUGCAAAAAAAUGACAUCGACAAGGAAAAGUUUUUCCCAAAAAAUAUUGUAAUAUUCACUGACGGGAUAUCCUCAAGUACCAAGCGUAACCCGGGAAAACCAAGAUUUGAUACAAUAGAUGAAGCUCUGCGCAUACAGAGGAAAACAGAUAUUAACAUACAGGUUGUAAAGAUUGAGACAGAAAAAGCAGGUGACGAAAUUACCGGGGCUAAUGAAUGGAUGGUUUUAGACAACUAUCCAGGGGGCUCAGGUGUGGACUUCAUAAAUGUGGACGGACUUGGAUUAGGUGUUGAUCAAGAUGUUGACAUUGUGUUACAAUCGUGUGGAAUAAAAACAGAUAACCCAGAGUGUUGUUGCACGGCUGAUGUUGUAUUAAUCGUUGACCGCUCCAAUAGUAUCAAAAAGAAAGAUGUCAAUAUUACACUAGAAUUCUUUGACGAUUUCAUCAAAGUUCAAAAGAAAAUUCUUGAACCCACUGAUAUUGAUAGGACUUACUGUGGAGGAUUACAGAUUGCCGUGAUAUCGUAUGGGCUUGACGUUGAAAUACACGCUCACUUGGGUCAAUAUGGUAAGACUGGCCUUAUAAGCGUAAUAGGCAAUAUAGCAAGGGCAACAGAAAAAUUUACACACACUCACAAAGCAUUGGAUGCAGCUUUGAAUGAGUUAAAGACAAAUGGACGGAACCAAAGCCAUGUGCGGAAAAUUGUUGUGAUAUUUACUGAUGGAAGAACUUGGAAGAAAGGUGACAGAAAAGCAUACGAAGGGAAUGAUACAAUAAACGCAGCACAAAGGAUAAAAGACAUUGGUGGGGAAAUGUAUGUAACUGGACUGCCGAAUCACAAGAACAUAAGCGAUGGCUAUGAAAGAGAGUGGAAAUUCAUUGCAUCUCCCCCAAUAGAGUGUACCAUUGUGAACAUGCAAGUAGAAGACGCACUCGAUGGACCGUUCACAGAACUUGAAUAUGCUGGUCGUCACCUAACAAUGGAAAUAUGUAAAACUGGAAAUGUGACUUGUCCCUGGGAGAAGCCAUAGACAACAGAUACAACUGGAACUAAAACUGGACAUCAGAAUGAAUCUGGCGAAAUAAAUCUGGACAUUACCGAACUGAAACUGGACACGGGAAAGGGAAACAUAUUACUCUAUAAUCGACAUGCUAUCCAGAAAUCGGGAAAACAGAAAAUUAAAUCUUCAGAGACAGGCGUAUAUUGGUAUCUAAAUUAAUUUUUAGCAAUCAAUAUGGACCCAUUUGGCUUAUAUAAAUUUGGAUUGUUGAAUUCUAAAUCUCCUUGGCAAUUACUGGUCAACACUCUUAGAAAGUGAAAACGUUGGAAAGUCAAGACAACACAAAGUCAUAUAACACACAUUGGAUCUUAUGUAAAAUAAGUUAAUAAAAUAAAUAUUCGAGCAUUGCAA